This is a messenger RNA of Daphnia carinata, 1122 nucleotides long. RefSeq names its product chymotrypsinogen A-like. The record is from RefSeq and is a predicted model, not a curated record. Lineage: Eukaryota; Metazoa; Arthropoda; Branchiopoda; Diplostraca; Daphniidae. Bases 84 to 929 code for a protein of 281 amino acids. Gene Ontology annotation, biological process: proteolysis. The transcript is spliced from 6 exons. Gene Ontology annotation, molecular function: serine-type endopeptidase activity.
CCUGUCGUGUUUCUGACGUUGGGACAGCGGUAAGUUAGCCGUUAGGAUUCAGUUACUGAACCGAUCGGCGAACAGAAGCUAUCAUGCAGCCUAUCCUAUUCUUCUUGUUAGCUGUUGUUGCUGUUGUUACAGGUGUUCCUCAUGGAGAAGGACGUAUGUCCGGAGGAAUCCCGAUUACCAUCGCACCCCCGGGAACCGAAGGAUAUAAAGCUAUGUUCCCGUAUGUUGUUUCCAUCGAGUACGAGGAUUCACACAUUUGCGGAGGCUUCAUUUACAGCGAAAAAUGGGUCGUCACAACAGCGUCAUGUGUGGAGAAUAAGGUUCUUAGCAGCUUAGUGGUUGUGGCCGGACAGGUAAAUUUGAUUGAUUACGACUAUUCCGAAGAAAGGCAUGCCGUUUUCAGAGUGUUCCCUUACGACACCUAUGAUAGUGUCACGCGAGCAGAUGACAUCGCUCUGAUCGAGUUAUCAAGCAAUAUCAGCUUUGCCGACACCUACAAAAAUUUCAUCAAGUUCAAUGAAGUCUAUACGGAUGAGAAACCUACUCCUCUUGGAACAUUUAUGGGAUGGGGCGCCACAGUGGAUGGAGGAGGAUUUUCUCCAAGGCUCCGCUAUGCCGAACUUACUAUGCUAGAAACCAGUGGCAUAUGCGGAACGUACGGCGCGGAUGAAUUCCAAAUUUCCAAGAUGAUAUGCGCCAUGGACAUGACAAGUCCCCCUACUAUUGCUCCUUGCACCUUCGACGAAGGUUCUCCAAUAGUUCAAACAUACGGAACUACGGGAGCUGAAACAACGAUUGCCGUCGGUGUGUUAUCUAAACGCAGUCCAACUUGCAAUCCCGAGGAACCGAGCGUCUUCACCCGCCUUUCGGUUUACUACGCAUGGCUGUACAGGGUCGCCGGACAGCAACCAACAUCCGCUAGACGUUAAUCACGAACUUCGGGAUGAAUGCAUGCCUCCGACUUGCAAAUGAAUUCGAUUCAAUUAUACAAAAACAAUAUUUUUUUUUCGUUUUUUUCCCUUAUGUAAUUUCAGUUCGCAUUGGCGUUUACUUACGAAUGUCAAUACGAGUGGAAAGUAAGCUUAAACUGCAAAACGAUCAAUACAAUUGAUUACGGUUGAA